Molecule: messenger RNA, 502 nt
Organism: Camelina sativa (false flax)
Lineage: Eukaryota; Viridiplantae; Streptophyta; Magnoliopsida; Brassicales; Brassicaceae
Product: B2 protein-like
Biological process (GO): response to endoplasmic reticulum stress
Source: RefSeq, a predicted model, not a curated record
AUGUUUAUCAAAAAUCCACUACUGAGACAACAUAUUCUUGAGGACGAAGUUCUUAGUGGCUACAUCUUUGUUUGCAACAAUGAUACCAUGCAGGAGGAUAUGAAACGUCACCUCUUCGGUUUACCUCCAAGAUACAGAGACUCUGCUCGAGCAAUAACACCUGGAUUGCCUUUGUUUCUUUACAACUACACCACUCACCAGCUUCAUGGCAUAUUUGAGGCAACAACUUUUGGAGGUACUAAUAUUGAUUCUACUGCUUGGGAAGACAAAAAGUGCAAAGGAGAAUCAAGGUUCCCGGCUCAGAUCCGGAUCAGAGUGAGGAAAAUAUACAAAGCCUUGAAAGAGGACUCCUUCAAGCCAGUUCUUCACCAGUAUGAUGGUCCAAAAUUCCGCUUUGAGCUCUCUGUUAUGAUGAAUACAAUAUUGGAUCUGCUAGACCUCUGCGAACAAGCUGGUUCUGCAUAAGCCAAAACAAUCAACCUUGCAAUGCCACGUUGCGUAG